Messenger RNA from Cuscuta europaea, 4783 nucleotides. The record is from the annotation of a GenBank genome assembly. Lineage: Eukaryota; Viridiplantae; Streptophyta; Magnoliopsida; Solanales; Convolvulaceae.
UCAUUUCCGAUCAUCCCUUACCUUUCCUUCAGCCAUUUUCAUGGCGUACUUUGCUUACCUAAGCCACUACCAUUAAAAGUCGAGUUAGGCUCCUGUUACAUUGGUAUCAGAGCAGCGAUCGUGUUAAGUUGGUGUUUAUCUGCAUCAAUUUCCGCAGUUCACUCUGGCGCCUCAUUCGCGCUCAAAAUCCGCCAUUGAAGCUAUGGAAGAUCAAAUACAAAAUCUGGUUCAGUCUCAACAGCAAUUUCAACAAGACAUUCAACAUCAAUUUCAACAAUUGUUUGGAAUAGUUGUGGAGUUAUAGAAGAAGGUUGAAAAGGAACCUACCGCCAUUCCUCCGACGUUCAACUAUAGAGAAAAAGGCGGAAAUUAGUCCAGGUCGUUGGGGUAUACUCCUAAGCUUGACUUUCCUCACUUUGAUGGAAGUAACAGUAGCAUGUGGUUAAAAAAUGUAAAAGAUAUUUUACAUUGUGUCAAACACCGGAAGAUCAACAAGUAGAUAUCGCGACCUUAAAUAUGACGGGAAAGGCAGAGGUAUGGGCGAUGAAUUACUUGGUUGAUAAGAGUGGAGUUGAUUGGCAUGAAUUUGAGAUUGAUAUAGCUGCAAGAUUUAGAGAUGAUUCUGAAAAAGAUGUGGUGGAAAGAUUUAACAGGUGCCAACAAAAGAAUUCUAUUGAUGAUUAUGUCGAUGAAUUUGAGGAACUUAAGAGCAUCAUUAAGACAACUCAUCCGUUGCCAGAGAAGUAUUUCUUGGACUGCUUUAUUGGAGGAUUAAAAGCUUCUUUGAAAGCUUUUGUCAGGAUUCUUAAACCUUCUACUAUGGCUGAGGCAAUUGAUUUUGCUACAUCGCAGGAUGAGACGUUAGCUGCUACUUCUAAAGGCAGUAAUACUUUGCAGAAAAUCACUCCUAAUCCGGUAAGUACUAGUCACAAACCUUUUUCUUCAAAGGCUGCAUUAUCAAAUGAUCAUAGCAGUACUGCAAGUAGCUCGAGAACAUAUAUACCUGCAUCUGUGAGAGCUGAAAAGUUGGCAAAAGGGUUGUGUUAUUACUGUGACCAACCUUAUGAUAGAAAUCAUAAGUGUCCGUUCAAAAAGACUCAGUUGUUUACUGUGGAAGUACAAGGAUGGGAAGAUGAGGAAGAAACUGAAGAGGAAUGUAAACUGAAAGUAGAAGGUGAGCAGUUGUUAUUACAUGAUCCUUGUAUUUCUAUAAAUGCUCUAUCUGGUUGUACAGGAUUUCAAACAAUGAGAGUGGUAGGUUAUUUUGGGAAAAAGCCACUACAUAUCCUUAUUGAUUCAGGAAGCACUCAUAACUUUAUGGAUAUGAAGGUAGCUCAGAAAUGUGGACUUCCAAUUGAACACAUGAGAUUACAGACAGUGACAAUAGCCAAUGGAAAUCAUUUAAAUUGUCAGGACAUCUGCAGGGAUUUCUCUUGGACAAUGAUGCAGCAAGAAUUCAAAACUGAUGUGCUUUUAAUACCUUUGGGGGGAUGUGAUAUGGUAUUAGGAGUACAAUGGUUAUGUGAGCUAGGACCAGUCCAAUGGGACUUUAAGCAAUUGAUGAUGAAGUUUCAAUGGCAGGGCAAAUCAAUUAUACUUCAUGGAGCUCCAAUGUCUCAAUUAAAAUCUUUUGUCUAAGCAAAAUUCUGAGAAAUUUUUAGAGCAGGCCUCUCAACUUUUCUUCAUACAGUUGGUAUCUGAUGAGAAGGAUGAGUCAGACACAACUUGCAAUGCAGUGGAUAUGACAGAAGAUCCAUAUUCAGAGGAGUUGCAGAAAUUGUUAAAACAGUUUCAGGAUAUCUUUGAAGAGCCUAAGUCCUUACCUCCAUCAAGAGGCAUCUAUGAUCACAAAAUUCCAUUGGAACAGGGUACUAAUCCAGUUAAUAUCAGGCCCUAUAGAUAUUCUCUAAAUCAAAGAGAUAUCAUAGAAGGAUUGGUGAAAGAAAUGAAUGCAAAUGGAAUAAUUCAGAAAAGCUGUAGUCCAUUUGCUUCUCCUGUGGUUUUAAUUGGUAAGAAGGAUGGUACAUGGCGUCUAUGUGUGGACUACAGAGAGUUAAACAAGAAAACUAUCAAGAACAAAUUUCCUAUACCUAUUAUUGAUGAACUAAUUGAUGAACUUGCUGGCUCUACUGUUUUAGCAAGUUAGACCUCAGGGCUGGGUACCAUCAAUUGAGGAUGAAUAAGGAGGAUGUUCACAAGACAGCAUUCAAAACUCAUGAAGGCCACAAUGAGUUUUUAGUUAUGUCUUUUGGUUUGACAAACGCACCAGCUUCUUUUCAAAAUUGGAUGAAUGAGGUAUUCAAACCUUUGUUGAGAAAGUGUGUGCUAGUCUUUUUUGAUGACAUUCUUGUUUAUAGCAGGAAUUUUGAAGACCAUUGGGGGCAUUUACAGAUGGUGUUUCAGAUUAUGAGGGAAAAUCAGAUGUAUGCUAAAGCUUCUAAAUGUGCCUUUGUUAUGUCUAAGGUGGAAUACUUAGGACAUUUUAUUUCAGGAUCAGGAGUUGAGACAGAUCCUAGAAAAAUUGAUGCAGUAGUUAAAUGGCCUGUUCCUAAAUCUAUGAAGCAGCUGAGGAUUUUUUUGGGACUAGCUGGUUAUUACAGGAAAUUUGUCAGGCUAUAUGGGGUUAUAAGCAAGCCUCUCACAAAUCUUUUGAAGAAGGAGCAUUUCAGUGGAACAAUGAGGCUCAAAAGGCAUUUGAGGAGUUGAAAAGGGCACUCAUUACUUUUCUCCAGUGCUGGCACUUCCAGACUUUUCUAAAACAUUUUUGGUUGAAACGGAUGCUUCAAAUGAGGGUAUAGGAGCAGUAUUGAUGCAAGAGAACCACCCCCUUGCCUAUAUCAGCAGAUCACUAGGGGCCAAAUGGCAAAUACUGUCAGUUUAUGAAAAAGAAUUGCUAGCCAUUGUAUUUGCUGUACAAAAAUGGGAGCAAUAUCUGAGCUCUCAACACUUUGUUAUCAAAACAGAUCAAAAGAGUCUUAAGUGGUUAUUGGAACAAAAAGACUCUACUCCAUUUCAACAGUUUUGGUUAUCCAAAUUAAUGGGUUUUGAUUAUGAAAUACAAUACAGGAGGAAGGGAGAAUGUGGUUGCUGAUGCUUUAUCAAGAGUUCAAGGGGCUGAAUUAUGUUGUUUAGCUAUUUCGCUGGUGGAUUCUGAUUUAGAGCAUUUGAUUAAGGAAAGCUACAAAGGAGAUGAUCAUUUAAAUAUCAUUCUGCAUUUGCUGCAGCAGAAUCAAGUGGUGGACAAGUAUUCUAUGCAGAAUGGUCUAAUCAGAAGAAAGGGGAAGAUUGUGAUAGGUGAUGACAUUUCUCUGAAGCAAAAGAUUUUGAUGUGGCAUCAUGCUUCAGGUGAAGUUGGACAUUCAGGCAGGGAUGCAACAAUAAGAAGAAUUAAAACAAUUUUCUAUUGGAAAGGGCUUAAUAAGGAGGUGAGCAAUUUUAUUAGAAAUUGUGUAGUGUGUCAAACAAACAAACAUGAGAAUGUGGCUUACCCAGGGCUGUUACAACCUUUACCCAUUCCAGAGGAAGUUUGGGUAGACAUUUCUUUAGAUUUCAUUACAGGAUUACCAAAAUCUGGGGGGAAGGAGGUAAUCUUGGUAGUAGUGGAUAGAUUGAGUAAAGCAGCUCAUUUUGUGGCUUUGGCACAUCCAUUCACUGCAAUAGAAGUGGCUCAGGCAUACUUGGACAACAUAUUCAAAUUGCAUGGAUGGCCUAAGAGUAUAGUAAGUGACAGGGAUGCUAUAUUCUUAAGUCAGUUUUGGAAGGGGUUGUUUUCUAUUCAAGGCACUCAGUUUAAACUAUCAUCAACCUAUCAUCCACAAACUGAUGGUCAAACUGAGAUAGUGAAUAAAUGUUUGGAGUCUUAUUUGAGGUGCAUGUGUAGUGAAAGACCAAAGGAGUGGAGUUUUUGGCUUCCACUAGCAGGAUGGUGGUUUAAUACUCACUUUCAAACGUCAGCUGGUACUACUCCUUACGAGAUCAUGUACACUCAACCACCUCCUCUUCAUCUUCCAUAUUUUCCUAGAGAGUCCAAUGUGGAAGCUGUAGACAGGUCUAUGCAAAGGAGGGAAGAAAUGUUAAAAAGACUCAAAGAAAAUUUGGUUAAAGCUCAAUCUAGGAUGAAACAGAUGGCUCAUAGAAGAAGAAGUGAAACAGAGUAUUUGAUAGGGGAUUGGGUCUGGUUAAAGCUACAACAUUAUAGGCAACAAUCUGUGCAACCAAGGAGUAAUCAGAAGUUGGCUACAAGGUUUUUUGGACCAUUUCAAAUCAAAGAAGUUAUUGGGAAGGUUGCUUAUAAGCUCAAGCUACCAAGUGAUUCUCAAAUACAUGAUGUCUUUCAUGUUUCACAACUUAAAAAAUUCAGGGGGAAGUUACCUAUUGCUGCCCAUAUUCCAGCAUGGUUCAGUGGACAAAAUGCAGAAUUUGCACCUCAGCCUGAAAAGAUCUUGGAAAGGAGAAGUGUCAAGUUUCAAGAUAAGGUACAAGUGCAAUUGUUCAUUCAAUGGAAGGGCUUUACUGUGGAAGAAGCAACUUGGGAAUCAACCGAUCAUUUCAGAGAGCAAUAUCCUAAGUUUGAUGUGAGCAGAAAUACAACAUGACUUGAGGACAAGUCAAUUGUUCUACGGAGGGAGGAUUGUAACGGGUAGUCUUAGCUACCGUUAUGUGUUGUUAGUCUGUUAGUUAAUACAACUGUUAGUUGGUUGUUAUAUCUGUAAAAACUAACUGAACUGUACAUGUAUAAAAGAAGGUGAUAUCAUCAAUAAAAUCAGUUUUUGCUUGUCGUUCA